AACUGUUGGAAUAAUCAAAUUUACCGGAAUUUUAUCCGUAUAAAUUCUAUAUUCUACUCGACAAAUGUAAAACGAGGCUUGGCGGGGUUUUUGUGAAGAUUAGUUGUUUGGUUAAUUAUAAUAUCAUGAUUUCUAAACAGUUACAGAACCGUGCUUUGGGCUGUCCAGCAAGAUUGGAUUUGUCGAAUGUACUGGAAUCAUUUGAAUGUUUGAGUACAGAUGAAUACCUUGGAGAAGAUGAUGGGACUUUGGUUCCUCCUCUUGCAUGCGAGUUCUGUAAAGUGAAAUCCAGAGGACAUAUUCUGGCAGUUGUUGAUGAGAAUGGUUUUAUUGUUAUCUACAAUACAAAGAAAACAGGGCAGCUGGCGAUAAUGGACGAUUGGCAGGCUCACAACAAUGCUGUGUUUGACAUGACAUGGAUGGAAUAUGAAGAAAAAAUACUGACAGCGUCAGGUGACCAGACAGUGGUGUUGUGGGAUGCAGGAAAGCAAGAGAAGAUAGACGUGUUUCGGGGCCACACAAGCUCAGUACGAUCUGUCUGUACACAGCGUGGAGGAAGUGCUGUGUUUGCCACUGGAUCGAGAGAUGGUCAUAUUAUGAUAUGGGACACAAGAUGUAAUCCCAAAGAUGGACAUAUUUCCCCGGUAAACAUUAUUAGAAAUGCACAUUCCAUUUCCCAAGUUGCUGGGCACAAGAAUAAACAAAAAAGGCUCGGUCCAUCAAGGGAUAGUCAGAUGUCGGUGACUGCAGUAAUUUUUCAGACAGAUAUGAAUCUUUUUUCUGCGGGAACUGUAGAUGGCUGCAUUAAACAGUGGGACUUGAGGAAGAACUUUUCUAUUUCGACUUCUGAGGCUGUACCCAGGGGACUGCUAGCCUAUUCAGGUCUCUCCAAGAGAAGCCAUGGUUAUUCAAAUUUAGUGUUUGAUUCAACAUAUAGUCAGCUCUUUGUCAACUGCAGAGAUGAUGUGAUAUACCAGUAUGAUGUCAUCAACUUGAAUUCCAAACCAGUGCACUGUUACAGAGGACAUCAGAACGGUUCCUUCUUCAUCAAAGCUUGCCUCAGUCCAGAUGAUGAGUAUCUCCUGACUGGGUCUUCGGAUGAAAUGGCUUAUAUCUACAAGAUUGGCAGUCCGAAACAAAGUCCAGUCGUUCUGAAAGGCCACAAAUUGGAAGUGUCCGAUGUCAAAUGGUGCCCCACGGAAUUCUCUAAGAUAGCCACCCUGUCUGAUGAUAAUACAAUGAGGAUUUGGCGUCUUCACCGCAGACCCUGGCCUGCAGAUCCCGGGGAGGUGAUAGGGACCUCGGAACGGACCCACAGAGAGAUAGGCGUGUCAUCGGAUGACCUAGAACAAAGAAUUGCGGACCACAGCUUGUUCUGUAGGCUGAAAACAACAUCAGUGAGUGAAUAUCGCGUUACCCCCAAGGUGUCACCCUCUAUAAAAACUUGGCUUUCCGGCGGUUCUAAAGCCAAUAAACCCCAAGGACAGACAAUGGCCACUUCAAAGAAUUCUAAAAUAAAGAUGAAAAGGGAGGAUACAAAGACGGGUACACUGAGUAAGAAAUCAAUUUUUCAAGGAAACCGACUCCCGUGCAAGAGAAAAUUGAUUGAUAAUGAUGAAGAAAGUGGAUCAUUUGAGAGAUUCAACAAGAGACCGAAAAUUCAGGACAGCCCAGUCAAAGGGACUGAGUGGAAGAGUCCCAGAAAACUGGAAAUCAAGCAGAGUCCCAGAAAGUUUGAUUCUAAAAAGCAAUGUUUCAGUGAUUUUUCAGCCCAUAAUGGCAAGAACACUAAUUCUGUGAGUGACAGUUUGCAGCCACAGAGGUGUCCCUUGGCAGCAAGACUGGGCCCUUUAAAGACAAAUUCUGUUGUCAAGACUAAUGCUUUUGGUCAGAUCGAGUCAAUUUCAUCACCAACUGUCAAUUUACCAAACUUAGUGAGAGAAGGUAGUGUAAACAAAGUCAACAUGUUUUAUAAACAAUCUGACAAAGAAAACAGUCCCCAGAAACUGAACUGGUUAUCACAGAUUAGGCAGCAGAGGCUAGCCACUAUCGGUGAAACAGCAAAGGGGUCACCAAGGAGGGCAUUGUUCGAGAAAAUCUCAGUGUCACCGCGAUCCAAAAGUUCACAGUCUUCUUCAUCCUCUUCACAGAGUAGCAGUCAGGAGGAAGUACGCUCACCAAUCUCAAAGGUAAACGAGAUUCUCCAGUUCCUAUUUUUAUCUGCAAAUUGGUCCCAUGUUUAAUCAGCUCUUACCAGUCAUCAGGCCUAUCCCUUUUGAAAAUUUGAAUGAAAUUCCCAAGAGUGGUUCAUAGCUCUUGUUUGGUGGUCAGCUUUGAUGAUUUUUAGGUCGCCUGAGUAAGGCCAAGUAAAAUUAAUUAGUAGAUUAUCAUUCCCGCCCGCCCGCCCCUCGAAAAUCGCCCCGCCCUGAUUUUUUUUAUUUUUCAAAAUUACGAUUUCCGGAUAUUUUUAUGUCCGGUCCGGUAUUGUAAACAUACUUCGUUUCACUUUGCCUUUUAGAAACCCAAAUACACAUGUAAUUAUGAUUUAUAAAGCCUUUUCUCAAUGAGAGAAGGCAUUUUCGAGGUGAAGAAUACCAUGGCGAAAAAUAAAAAAUAAAAUCCUCCCACCCGCCCCAUUUUUUUGUGAAGUUUGAAUGAUAAUCUACUAAUUAAUUUUACUUGAUCUAAUCUCAGAUAACCUAUUGCAUAUGGUUGUCGUCCAUCAUCAUGUUUAACAAUAGAACAUUUUUAAUUUCUUCUUGAUAACUACCAUUCCAAUUCUUUUCAAAUUAUGAAGCAUCUUUGGGACAAGGAGGACUUAAAUUGUAAAUUUCAGGACUCCUGCACUCCUGGGGCCUUAGGGGCAGGGCAUAAACUGCCAAAAAUUUACCGAUCUUCAUAAAUUUUCUCCACAACCGAACAUGCGCAAGAAAAACUAAAUGCAUGGUGAUGUAGAGCAGGAAGGAAGGCCUUUACCAAAAUUGUAAAUUUCAUGAUCCCUGGGGUAGAGGUUUUGACUCAAGGGUGGAGUGAAACUUCAUAUAUAUAGAGUAUAUUGGCAAACAUUAUUGAUAUCUGCUUUAAUGUUAUUGAUACUAAAUUGAAACUUAAUGGAUAUUUAGAAGAAGUAGGUAGUCCUUUACCAAAAUUGUAAAUUUCCUGUACCUAGGGGGUAAGGUAAGGGUUUGGUUUUAGGAUGGUGCCAAAAUUAUUAUGAUUUGAAGGACUUCUUUAAGUUUGCCGAUACCAUAUAAAAUAUAAAUGAACAUAUUGGAAUAGCAGAAAAGGAUGUACCAAAAAAAAUAGUGAAUUUUGCAACCCCAGGGAUGGAUCCAAAUUAGUGAUAUUGUUUAAUGUUAAUGCAUAUAUUAUUGAGUCGGCUCGCGAUAGCGAGAAGACCCUUGUUAUCACCAACACUGCAAAAUUUAUAUGAUAUAGCAAUCCAUUAAAAUUGGCCUCCUAGAAUUUAUACAGAGGUAUAUCAUUAAUAAUGAAAUGUAAUGUUUGGAGGUAUGUUCAUGCUAUGACCUCCAUGUUCAGAUUAGGACAAUAAGAGAACUGUGUAAAGUUUUACAUGUACGGAGGAAUACAUUGUAUAAGGGAUUUCUUGAAAAUAUUUUUUCUCAAGAACCAAAUAAAUUGAAAACUGAUACAUAGUAUAGAUUGAAGGUUGUUCAGACCAUGGCCCUCAAGGUAAGACCAGGGUUAAACCAGGUAAGAAGAGAUUUAAUUUUCAUGUGAAUAGUUCAGCCUAUCGAUAUAGUGAGCAAUGUGAUGAAGAUCUCCUGACAAGCAGCUGGUAGCAUGACAAACAAUAUCAUUUUAUGUAAACUAUUUCCAUAUUUGUUGAUGUAAUAUACUUACUUCCUCACAAUUUAAACUUGUAUUUCGUUUGUUGAUGUUGAUAAUUACAUGGUCACUAUUGGGGUUUUUUUUUUUUCAGGGAAUGAAACCUCUGCAUGCUUACUUCCAGAGAAAGUGACACUGCCAUUUGUGAUAUGCAUAUUACUUUAAGAAUUAUGCAAUGAGAAUAUAUUGACAACCAUGUCAUACUAUCCACAUGAUCCAUGGAGAUGUGAAUAGUACACUGAUGACAUUCGGAAAAGAUUCACCAGAUAUCAUUUGCGUGAAGUUUUAGGUCUUUACCCAUUUCUGUGUUCCUAAAUUUUGAAACCUUAUCCAGGUUAAAUGCAGCACAAAUACCAAGUGUUGCAUCAAUAUAUUUGCUCUGUUAGGUGUUAUUUUGUUUUAUAACACAAUCUGCCAAUGUUAAAUUUCCAAUAAAUCUCUUGAUGUAAACUUGAA
Ostrea edulis (European flat oyster) is the source of this 4305-nucleotide messenger RNA. Its product is annotated as denticleless protein homolog. Gene Ontology annotation, molecular function: protein binding; protein-macromolecule adaptor activity. The transcript has 14 exons. Gene Ontology annotation, cellular component: nucleus. The coding region runs from base 126 to 2243 and encodes 705 amino acids. The record is from RefSeq and is a predicted model, not a curated record. Lineage: Eukaryota; Metazoa; Mollusca; Bivalvia; Ostreida; Ostreidae. Gene Ontology annotation, biological process: proteasome-mediated ubiquitin-dependent protein catabolic process.